UCAGCUACAAGUACAAGUGGUGUGUCGCUCGAGCACUCUGUCGCCCCAAAGCCGCAACAUGAUGAUGUACGCGCAAGCGGUAGGGCUGUGCACAAUACGAUUGGUCAGAGCAAAGGACAUCAAACCCACAGGCGCACAGUGGAUGAAAUGGGCCACACUAGGCAUCAACAAAGGCAAGACAGUGCAGCCGCGGGUGGUGAUUGAGUACGGACUCACUGCAUACCGCACCAAGAGUCACAAGGGUCGCAGUCCCGCUUUCAACAAGGAAUGUCGAUUCUGGGUCAAGGACGGCGAGGAGAACUACAUCAUUCGGCUGAGUGUCUAUAACAUGGUCGGCAGAAAGAGUGCUCUUGUGGGGCGUGGCUACAUCUCCAUGAGUGACAUCUGCGACAGAGGCGGAGAGUAUGACUUUGUGGUGGAUCUGCGAGAGGAAUACGAUGUCAUGAGAGACCGCGACCACACGGCGAUGCUCAAGCAGAGCUUUGACGACCUGACAUCUCUCCACAACUCCACACGGAAGUAUAGCAUAGGGUCAUCAACACCUCGGAUGAAGACAGCGCGUAGCCACGAUGACAUUGAUACGUUGCAUUCAGAAGAUGAACUGAAUGUCAAAGACUCUGCGAGUUUUGACACUUUGAACUUCAACUCAGUGGACGACCUCAUGAACGUAGGCGAGACAGAGAAGCCUGGUGCUAAGAAGGGCACUAGCAUGGAGAUGAUGGAGAUGGAUACGGAUUUCCUGAACUCGUCAAUGGAGCAUCUGGAGGACGAGGGCAGCGCAGACGAGUACCUUACAAUCAGUGACUCGGAUGAGGCAACAGACUACAGCUGCGACUGGGGAUCAGCCAGUACAGAGGGACUGAGCGAAGACAAAGACAAAGCACGCCACAAGCAUAAAGGCCUGCGCAUACGUAAGAGCAAACCACUGACUGUGGCCACCCUGCCUCUCGGACGAGAAAGCAUCAGUGGCACCCAGGACCAAAUGACCUUCACAACACCCGACCCCUCCUUCACGGACGACUUUAUGGACAAGGCCGUUGACCUGCGCAGCCACGGCAAGCGUGGUGCGCUAGUGGGUUCAUUGGCCGUCAGAGUGAAGUUCUGUGCCAAAGACGAGGUCGAGCACUGGUUCUACCGACGCAUGCUGGAUGAGUUUGAUGAGGAUAAUGACGGAAAGCUCAGCAGCGCUGAGUCUAAGAGUGUGCUAGAGGCCAUCACCAACAUCUGUGACCUGACGCCUGACCAGCUGGAUGUCCUGUCUACGAAACUUUGCGGAUCAGACAAAGGCCCCAUCGAAGAAGACGACCUGCUGCAGUAUCUGCAGUCGCCGGAGUUUCACACCCACCCCAUGUCGUACAGCCUGUUGUCAUACCUGUCCACCAGGCCAACGGAUCUGGUAACGCUUAUCGAAGACGUUUACGAGACGGCCGGUACAAGUGAUAAGACCAGCACAGUCGGGGCCUCAGUGCUUACUAUACGCGACUGUGAGAAGCUGGCGAAGGACACAAUGGGCCUGAAAAUAUUGGACCGGUGCACUGGCCUGGUCGUCGACGAACACAUUCCCAAGUACAUCAAAAUAGGUAUGGCGACAUGGAUUACGUAUGUGAUACAUUGA
Sphaeroforma arctica JP610 is the source of this 1615-nucleotide messenger RNA. RefSeq lists its product as hypothetical. The record is from RefSeq and is a predicted model, not a curated record. Bases 59 to 1615 code for a protein of 518 amino acids. NCBI's taxonomy places the organism in Eukaryota, Ichthyosporea, Ichthyophonida. The transcript is spliced from 12 exons.